AUGACUUCAGAGAAAAACAACGGGCCCCUCUCCGACACCGAGGGCGGAGAGAAGCCUGUUCGAGAGCAGCUCAAGAAGGCGCACAUCACCUCAGAGGCUGCAAAGGCUGCAGUAAACACGGCACACGAAGCUGAGGAUGGAGGAAAUACGAUCUCAGGUGAAGAGAGGGGCAGAUUGCACCGGAAGAGGAGCCACGAGGAGGUGGAGGGUGACUCGCAAGAUGCGACCUCAGUACCGCCCAAGCAACACACCCGCAAGCGAUCACGCGAUAGCACCGCCGAAGAGGACGAGAUCAAUAACGGCCAGCGAAAGGUCUCAGGCGAGAGGGCCAGGAAUGGAGACGAAUUAGUGCCUGCUCAAGCACCUGAGCCCAACGGCGCAGACAGAGAAGCUCGAGCCACUACGCCGGAAGGUAAUGGUGAGAAACGUCCCGAGGAAGCAGUUGAGUCGAUGACAAGUCCGAAGACUAAGAGAAGCCGACUACACUCGACCAUCGCCGACGAUAAGGAUUUGGUGGAAGCCGACAAAGCAGCAGACGCUGUCGAAUCUCAUAAGGAGGAUGAGUCCAAGGAGGACGAGUCUUCAAAGCAGCCGAGCACUAAAAAGCCUGCCACGAGUGGUUUCGCAAACACAUCUUCAACUCCUCAUUUUGGUGCUUUAACUGGCAGCAAAUCAACUUCAGAGCAACAGCAGACUUCAGCAAGUGCUUUUGCUGCCUCAGGCUUCAGUGCUCUCGCUGGCUCUUCCGGUUCCGGUUUCGGGGCUGUUGGUAAACAGUCCGGUGGCUUUGGUUCGGGCGGAUCAUUCGCAACAGGAGCUAAGAGUCCAUUGAACACGAAAGAAGAUGAUAAGCCAUCGGCACCUUCUGGCAGCUCAUUUGGCGGUGCGCUGGGUCAGCAGUCAGCAUUCUCAGCAUCUGCGGCCAGCGGGGGCGGAUUCGGGUCCGGUGCUUCCGGCUUUGGCAAGCUGGGAUCACAGAGCACUGGAGGUUUCGGCAGUGGACUGGGUGGAACUGGUUUCAGCAGACUCGGCGGCGGCGGCGGCCUUUCCAGCUUUGCAAGCGGUAAGACCGCUUCUCCACUUGGAGGCAUCUCCAAAUCGACGAAGCCUUUUGGGGCACCCGCAGAAGAGGAAGGGAAGGGCGAGGACGACGAUAGUGAUGAUAAGACAGGUGCAAAGAGCCCUCUUGCCACAGAAGAAGAUGAGCAAGACGAACGCUUCUAUGAACAAGAACUUGAGACCGGCGAGGAGGAUGAAUCGACAGAGUUCUCAAGCCGCGCCAAGCUUUACACCUUCGCGGCGGACCAGAGAGAGUGGCGAGAGCGCGGCUUUGGUGUGGUAAGAUUGAACGUGCGGCGGCUCCAGCCAGACGAGGAUCAGAAGCCCAAGGCUCGGUUACUCAUGCGUGCCGAAGGCUCUCACCGAGUCGUUCUGAACACCCCUGUCACGAAGGAGAUCAAGUACGGUACCCACGAAGGCAAGAAACCAACGGGUGGCUACUUCUACUUCAUGGGUACCAUCGACGGCAAGCCUGGACUGGAGGUCUUGCAAUUGAAGAUGAGGCAAGAAAACACCUUGGAAUUGUACGAGCACAUCUGCAAACUGCUGGACGAUAUGUGA
Molecule: messenger RNA, 1620 nt
Organism: Zasmidium cellare ATCC 36951
Lineage: Eukaryota; Fungi; Ascomycota; Dothideomycetes; Mycosphaerellales; Mycosphaerellaceae
Exons: 2
Coding region: 1-1620 (539 amino acids)
Biological process (GO): intracellular transport
Cellular component (GO): cytoplasm; nuclear pore
Molecular function (GO): GTPase activator activity
Source: RefSeq, a predicted model, not a curated record